CUCUCACAAUGAUCAGAGCACCGCGGGCAGUAAACAAUUUUGAAGGCAUUACGAUCCAAGGAACUGCUCGUGUACAUCUGGGAAACAGAAUUGUCUAUGAGGAUGAAGUCGAAUCUAAAGUGAAAGGCGCCUUGGCUGCUGCGGAGUGGCUUUCGUCCUCAAAUCACUACCAAAGGCGGAAAGAAAUAUUUUCUAAACGUCAUGGAAGAACUGGAGAGUGGUUUUUACAUACUCCAGACUUCCAUAAAUGGGUGAACGACGAGGACCAAACACUGUGGUGUUAUGGAAUCGCUGGAAGUGGAAAGUCCGUCAUUGCUUCGCUGAUUGCAGAUCGUCUUAUCCAAUACAAACAAGACCACGCCACAUAUGUUGCAUUCUUAUUCGCAGACCCAGAUAUUGGCCACCGAACCACCGCCGAGGACAUUAUUUCUAGCAUCCUGAAGCAGUUCUUGAUUGAGCAUGAAUUCUCCACAUGCUGCUCUCACCUGGAGAACUUGUACACAGCACAUCACAGAAGGAAAUCCCGUCCUUCUUGGGAAGAAUGUCUCGAAGUUUUUCGGCUGUUCAUGGAAAGAUUAUCGAAAGUAUACAUUGUAAUUGAUGGUCUGGACCAACAAGGGAUUCUUGAUGAAUCGGUAACAAUGCUUCUGAGCGCGUUGGAAAGCUGGACCAAUUUGAACUUGCUGAUUACAACCCGUUCAAAAACACCGUUCACGGACUGGAAACGACCGAGAGCUUAUAUCAAUAUAUCAGCAAGCAAGCAAGAUAUGAAGAGCUAUAUCGAACACCGAACUAUAAUGGUUCCAGGGCUACAGAAUAUUCUCGUUGGAGACACCUCAGUCCAGGACGCCUUUGUCGACACUAUUAUCAACCAGUCUCAGGGAAUGUUUCUCAUGGCAAAGCUGCAUUUAGAUUCCAUUGCGACGAAGCAUUGCUUGCGUCACGUCCAAGCUGCACUUCACACCUACCCGACGUCCAUUAACGACAUGUAUCGAGUGUCAUGGCUUAGAAUGCAUAAACAAAAUCCAGGCACCAUCUAUCUUGCGACGAAGGUUCUAGAUAUGGUGUGCUACACAUAUGAGCCUCUUACUGCGUCAGGAUUGCAGUACGCUCUAUCUCCGCCUUGGAUAAAUAAGCAAAGCCAAGACGAGAUAGUCGAUGAAAAUCUACUGAUAUCAAUAUGUUGUGGAUUGAUAUUCAUCGCCCCUGAUGAAACAGUGAGAUUUAUUCAUCCCACAGCGCACCAAUUCUAUAAGGAUUUACGCAUCUACAGUCCCAGGGCGCUGCUACUUCGUCUCACUUUAACUUUGCUCUGGACAUUCAACCACUUGGUAACUGAAAGCAAGGUCCAUUUACUCAUUCACGACCUUCUUUGGGGCUCCUUGAACAAAACCAUGGUUUCCGCUUUGGGCUUAUUAUCAAAAACCAUCGAAUCCCGAAAACAGUCUUGGAUGGGUCCAUGUCCGACAUCCUUGAAGUCCGCCAUUUCACUCUUCAUUUGUAUUGUAGUCAUUCUAUAUCUCAUGCUAUAAACAUCACAAC
Messenger RNA from Aspergillus steynii IBT 23096, 1542 nucleotides. Its product is annotated as ATP-binding protein. NCBI's taxonomy places the organism in Eukaryota, Fungi, Ascomycota, Eurotiomycetes, Eurotiales, Aspergillaceae. The record is from RefSeq and is a predicted model, not a curated record. Bases 9 to 1532 code for a protein of 507 amino acids. The transcript has 5 exons.